AUGUAUCGAAUGUUUAAAAUUUGUUCCAAGCCUGUUAACCUGAUUUCAACCCAAACCCUUUCUCGAAGCUUUCAUGCAUCGAAACCAGCUUCACAAGUGAUUGCCUCCCAACCAUUAAGAGCAAAGGAAGCACCCUCUACAAUUUCUAGCAAAUACCCAGUCAUUGAUCACUCAUAUGAUGCUAUUGUUGUAGGUGCUGGAGGUUCCGGCUUGCGUGCCGCUUUUGGUCUUGCAGAGGCUGGUUUAAAUACGGCGUGUAUAACUAAAUUAUUUCCAACAAGAUCACAUACUGUCGCUGCACAGGGUGGUAUUAAUGCUGCCCUAGGGAAUAUUACUGAAGAUGAUUGGCGUUGGCAUAUGUAUGAUACUGUGAAGGGAAGUGAUUGGCUUGGUGACCAAGAUGCGAUUCACUACAUGUGUCGUGAAGCUCCAAAAACUGUUAUUGAACUAGAACAUUAUGGUGUACCAUUUUCUCGAACGGAAGAUGGUAAAAUUUAUCAAAGAGCCUUUGGUGGACAAAGUCUAAAUUUCGGUCAAGGUGGACAGGCGUACCGUUGUGCUGCGGUCGCUGACCGUACCGGACACUCUCUUUUACAUACGUUAUACGGACAAUCUUUAAGACAUAACACUAAUUUCUUUAUUGAAUAUUUUGCCCUCGAUUUAUUAAUGGAAGAUGGUACCUGUCGUGGUGUUAUUGCUCUUAAUCAGGAAGACGGAACUUUACAUCGAUUCCGUGCUCAUAAAACCGUAUUAGCAACUGGUGGAUAUGGUCGUACUUAUUUUUCGUGUACUAGUGCACACACAUGUACUGGAGACGGAAACGCUAUGGUUGCUCGAGCCAAGCUACCAUUACAAGAUUUAGAAUUCGUACAAUUUCAUCCUACUGGCAUUUAUGGAGCUGGUUGUUUGAUUACGGAAGGCGCUAGAGGUGAAGGCGGCUAUUUACUCAAUUCAAAGGGUGAACGUUUUAUGGAGCGUUAUGCUCCUAGUGCAAAAGAUUUAGCUUCCAGAGAUGUCGUGUCACGUUCAAUAACGUUGGAAAUCCGUGAAGGACGUGGUGUUGGUCCUGAAGCUGAUCAUAUUUAUUUACAACUUUCGCACUUACCUGCGGAAGUUCUACACGAACGUUUACCUGGUAUUUCUGAAACAGCUGCAAUUUUUUCCGGCGUUGAUGUAACUAAAGAACCAAUUCCAGUAUUACCUACUGUACAUUAUAAUAUGGGUGGUAUACCUACGCGGUAUACUGGUGAAGUUUUGACGAUUGAUGAGAAAGGAAAUGACAAAAUUGUUCCUGGCCUGUAUGCAGCCGGCGAAGCCGCUUGCGUAUCAGUUCAUGGCGCCAACCGCUUAGGUGCCAAUUCAUUACUCGACAUUGUGGUCUUCGGUCGUGCUUGUGCACACCAUAUCAAAGAUACUUUGGAACCAGGAACACCUCACAGACCACUAGCUUCUGAUGCAGGAGCUGAAUCAAUCGCUAAUCUAGAUAAACUUCGAAACGCAUCUGGAUCAAAGCCAACUGCAGAAAUCCGCUUGGAUAUGCAAAAGGCUAUGCAACGUGAUGCCGCAGUAUUCAGAACACAAGAAUCUUUGGAUCAUGGCGUCAAAAAAAUUGAUGAAAUUUCCAAGUCAUUCGAAGAUGUGAAAGUUGAGGAUCGAUCCAUGAUUUGGAAUUCUGAUCUUAUUGAAACUUUAGAAUUACAGAAUCUUUUGACUAAUGCUGUACAGACUAUGCACUCGGCAUCAGUUAGAAAAGAAUCACGUGGUGCUCAUGCGCGAGAAGAUUACCAGAAACGUGACGAUGAAGAAUGGAUGAAACACACACUAUCAUGGCAUGAUCAAAUAUCAGGACAAGUUAAAUUAAGAUAUCGGCCCGUAACUAGUAAAACUUUAGAUGAAAGUGAAUGCGCUAGUGUUCCUCCAAAGGCUAGAGUAUACUAA
Funneliformis mosseae is the source of this 1938-nucleotide messenger RNA. The record is from the annotation of a GenBank genome assembly. NCBI's taxonomy places the organism in Eukaryota, Fungi, Glomeromycota, Glomeromycetes, Glomerales, Glomeraceae.